Saccostrea cuccullata (small rock oyster) is the source of this 1962-nucleotide messenger RNA. RefSeq names its product zinc finger protein OZF-like. Gene Ontology annotation, biological process: regulation of transcription by RNA polymerase II. The annotation marks the transcript as partial. NCBI's taxonomy places the organism in Eukaryota, Metazoa, Mollusca, Bivalvia, Ostreida, Ostreidae. The record is from RefSeq and is a predicted model, not a curated record. Gene Ontology annotation, molecular function: RNA polymerase II cis-regulatory region sequence-specific DNA binding; DNA-binding transcription factor activity. The transcript has a single exon.
AAAGAAGAGGUAGAUUUUGCAUCCAGACCAGAAAGUCAUCUUGUAAAUGAAAAUGAAUUUGGGAAUUUCGAACAAUCCAUAAAUGUGUAUGAAGGUAAAAGGCCCAAUGAAUGUAACAUCUGUAUGAAAACAUUUGAUCAUCUACAUGAGUUACUGACACACAUGAGUAUACAUACAGAUAAAAAACCUUAUAAAUGUGAUGUGUGUGGAAAGGCAUUCAAACACCCACAUGACAUAGAGAGACACAUGAGGACACAUACUGGUGAUAAACCUUAUAAAUGUGAUUUGUGUGGGAGGAAAACCUACCAGUUAUGUCACCUACAUGUACACAUGAGGACUCAUAUAGGUGAAAAACCUUAUAAAUGUGAUGUGUGUGGGAAGGCAUACAGCCAGUCACAAUGUUUAAAGAUACACAUGAGGACACAUGCAGGUGAUAAGCCUUAUGAAUGUGAUAUAUGUGGAAAGGCAUUCAACUGGCCUGGAAAUCUACAGAAACACAUGAGGACACAUACUGGUGAAAAACCUUAUAAAUGUGAUGUUUGCGGGAAGGCAUUUACACUGUCACAUCACCUACAGAAUCACAUAAGUAUACAUACAGGUGAUAAACCUUAUAAAUGUGAUGUGUGUGAGAAAUCAUUCAACAGAUUAAAUAACCUACAAAGGCACAUGUGGGCACAUACAGGUGAUAAACCUUAUAAAUGUGAUGCAUGUGAGAAAGCAUUCAAAAGAUUAAAUAACUUGCAGAGGCACAUGAGGACACAUACAGGUGAUAAACCUUAUAAAUGUGAUGCAUUUGGCAAAGCAUUCAACAGAUUGAAUAACUUACAAGCACACAUGAGGACACAUACAGGUGAUAAACCUUAUAAAUGUGAUGUGUGUGGGAAAUCAUUCAACAGAUUAAAUACCAUACAAGCACACAUGAGGACACAUACAGGUGAUAAACCUUAUGUAUGUGAUGUGUGUGGGAAUGCAUUCUCCCUCUCAGAAAACUUACAGAGGCACAUGAGGACACAUACCGGUGAAAAACCUUAUAAUUGUGAUGUGUGUGGGAGAGCAUACCCUCAUUCUUAUACUCUACAGAAACACAUGAGGACACAUACCGGUGAAAAACCUUAUUUAUGUGAUUUGUGUGGGAAAGCAUUCAACCUCUUACAAACCUUACAGAGGCACAUUAGUUUACAUACAGGUGAUACACCUUUUCAGUGUGAUGUUUGUGGAAAGGCAUUUAAACUGUCACAUCACCUACAGGAGCACAUUAGAAUACAUACAGGUGAUAAGCCUUAUAGAUGUGAUGUGUGUGGGAAGGAAUUCAGUCGGUCACCAGACUUAAAGAGACACAUGAGGACACAUACAGAUGAUAAACCUUAUAAAUGUGAUUUCUGUUGGAAAGCAUUCAACAGAUUAAAAAGCUUACGGGCACACAUAAGGGAACAUACAGGUGAUAAAAUUUAUAAAUGUGAUGUGUGUUGUAAAGCAUUCAACCAGUCAAGUAUCUUAAAGAAACACAUUAGGACACAUAUAGGUGAUAAAUCUUAUAAAUGUAAUGUAUGUGGGGAGGCAUUCGCGGAUUGUAAUACCUUACAGUCACACAUGAGGACACAUACCAGUGAAAAAUCGUAUAUAUGUGAUGUGUGUGGAACGGCCUUCUGCCAGUCACAUCAUUACACAUACUGGUGAAAAACCUUAUAAAUGUGGCUAAUUCAAGAUUAAAGGGACGUACUUUGAAUAAAUGCUAAAUUUCUGGAUGUGGUUUGAAUAAAUGUCAGUUUGACAUAUGAAAGAGAAUCUCUGACAUAUAUAUAUGAAAAAGGGAGUAUGGAUAAAUGUGACAUAAAUGAAAAGGUCUUGAUAAAUAUAUCAUAUGAAAGAAAGGGUCUUUUGAUAAAUAUGUCAUAUGAAAGAGGGAAUUUGGAUAAUAAUGACAUAUAAAAGAGGGACUUUUAUUAAUGAUGGCAUAUGAAA